AUAAAAGAGUCUGCAUUGGAGGUUAAACGUCUUCCGUGUCACAAGGUGUGGAAAGCUGCUCGUGUCAACAAAGAGGGAAUUAUUGAAAAUGAAAAUGUCCAAAAAGUUUGGAACGAAUGUGAGAACCUUGCACAAUGCCUAUCAGACGAGGAUGUAGAAAGAAAUGUCCAUUUGGAUAUACUUUCUAAGGCUAUAAAUGGCAAAGAGUAUCCUGGCCGCAUUAGGGGGAUUGGAUUUGGGGUGUCCCAAAAAAAUUGUUUUCCUCCAAAAAAACGUGUCAAACAUGAUGAAGUGCAAAGUUUAAAAAAUGAUCUAAAAGCGGUUAUGGAGCGGCUUCAAGAAAUGGAAAAGAAAGUUUAUGAUAGCAAGGUAAAAGAGACACAACCUGAUUUGUCUGGCUUUAAAGGCACCGAGAAUUGCGCUCCAAGUGAUAGUGACAAUAUUCAUGAG
Messenger RNA from Striga hermonthica, 450 nucleotides. The record is from the annotation of a GenBank genome assembly. NCBI's taxonomy places the organism in Eukaryota, Viridiplantae, Streptophyta, Magnoliopsida, Lamiales, Orobanchaceae.